Molecule: messenger RNA, 1738 nt
Organism: Phialemonium atrogriseum
Lineage: Eukaryota; Fungi; Ascomycota; Sordariomycetes; Cephalothecales; Cephalothecaceae
Exons: 1
Coding region: 421-1614 (397 amino acids)
Biological process (GO): protein folding
Cellular component (GO): nucleus; cytosol
Molecular function (GO): Hsp90 protein binding; Hsp70 protein binding
Source: RefSeq, a predicted model, not a curated record
UCCCCCAAGAUAGGAGUAAGGAUUACAACACACCAGUGAUACAAGAAACUUGAAGAAAAAACCCCUUGGAGAAAUUGUUGCAAGAGUAAGAAACAAGAAGGCAAUAAAGUAUUGGUGUGUUUGCAAAUUCACUCGACAUGCAUUUUCAUCAGCCCUCAGCGAAGUGAGAAGAAGGCGAUGGCAAAAAAAAUGCCAAAAUCUUCAUCCCCACCAAGCAACCAAACCCCGCCAGAAAGGGUCCAGAUACCACCAAUCUAACAACCAAGGCUACAUAUCGACAAUCUGGACGUUGAUCUCUGGCUGCCGUCAAGGUGUCCUUUGGAAGGGCUGUAAUUGUCAUAGCCGCCUUGCAAAUCAGUAUACAAUAUUUCUCAGCUGUACCUCUAUUCGUGGUGACGCACGAAGAAAAAAAAACCAGAUAUGGACGACAACGAGAUGAUGACGGCGCUCAUGAAAAGGCUCACCACCGGGCAUGGUGAAGGUCAGCCAAUACCAGAGCUCCCCCCUUCCCUGGCCUUCACCAGUGGCAAGAGCUCGGAAGAGAUCCUUGCCGACCUGAACAAAUCGCCCUUGUUCAUGACAGAACUGGAGGAGAACGACGACGUUGCCGCCCUGCAAGCACUAGCCUACGAAGGCACCCCGCUCGAGAACGCAACAAACUUCAAGGAACAGGGUAACGAGUGCUUCAAGGAGAAGAAGUGGGCCGACGCCAAGGAGUUCUACGGCAAGGGCAUCCAGAUCGUCGUUGCCGAGGACCGGCGGCGCGACAAGGGGGAGCCGCCCAAGGAGGGCGACUCGGACUCCCCCGACGAGGUGCGGAAGCAGCACGCCGUGCUGGAGGUGCUCUACGUCAACCGCGCCGCCAGCCACCUGGAGCUGCGCAACUACCGGAGCUGCACGCAGGACUGCGCCGGCGCCCUGCGGCUCAACCCGCGCAACGUCAAGGCCUACUACCGCUCUGCCCGGGCCCUGCUCGCGCUGGGCAAGGUGCGCGAGGCCGACGACGCGUGCGCCCGCGGCCUCGCGGUGGCGCCCGAGAACGCGGCGCUGGGGGCGCUGUCGGGCGAGAUCGCCGCGGCGGCGGCGGCGGAGGCGGCCAAGUCCGGGAAGGAGAGGGCGGCGGCCGAGACGGCGCAGAGGCGGGCGAGGGUGCUCAAGGCGGCGCUGCGGGCGCGCGGCGUGCGCAUGCGGGCGACGGAGAAGCCGCCCGAGAUGGAGGACGCGAGGCUGCAGCUGACUCCCGACCCGGAGGACCCGAAGAGCGCGCUGAGCUUCCCCACCGUGCUGCUGUACCCGGCCCACCUGGAGUCGGACUUCAUCAAGGCGUUUGACGAGAGGGAGUGCCUGGAGCAGCAUUUCGGUUACGUCUUCCCGCUGCCAUGGGACCGCGACGGCAGCUAUAGCGCGAAUAACGUGCAGUGCUACAUGGAGACGCUGACGGGGGGCUUGGUCAAGGUCGGCAAGAAGGUUCCACUGCUCAAGGUUCUGAGCGCUGGGAACGUCGAGAUCGUCGACGAGCUCGUCAAGAUCUUCGUGGUCCCCAAGUCGAAGGCAGAGGGGUGGGUCCAGGAGUUCAAAAUGAAGAAGGCGGCGGAGAAGGGUGUCCAGAAGUAGGAAAAAGGGGGUUGUGUGUUUUCAUUUUUCUCCCCAGGCCCGGAUAGCAGCCAUACGAGGGGGAGUCAUUGUACGCUCGCGAAAACGAUAGAUCCCAUUGAUGAUACCCUAACCCGAGUUGCGA